AGAGAGACGAUCAUUGCCAUAAACAAGCCAAGAUCAUCUGUUGGUGAAAAAUAUUAAAUUAACAAUUAGAAAAAGAAAAUUGAUCCACAUACAUAGCCCAUCUUUUUAAUAAAUAGAUCAACAUAUCUUCGUAUCUUCACGUUUAAAUCAUUUCGGGAAAAAAUGGCCCAAUCAAUACGUUGGAUUCUUCGUUCACAACCAUUAUCACAAUCAUCAUUAGGAUCGCAAUCACUGAUGGCCAGAUUUUGGUUACCAAUAAAACCGAAUUGUCAACAACAAUCGCUGAUAGCACCUGUAUCAUCAACAAACAUUUAUCGUUACUUUCAAACGUAUUCACUACCAAUAAUGUCAACGUGGUCACCAUAUAAUAGCCAUAAUAAACAAUUGAAUAAACAUAUGGAUCAAACGAAACAAAUGAUUAUCAUGCCUAAACGUAAUGUUCAUAAACCACCAUUGACCGUGGAUUUUAUUCGUGAACGUAUAAUGUUGGUAUUAAGGUUGUAUGAUAAAAUCGAUCCGGAUAAAUUGACAAUUGAUUCACAUUUCUAUAAAGAUCUUGGACUUGAUUCAUUGGAUCAUGUAGAGAUUAUAAUGGCAAUUGAAGAUGAAUUUCAUUUUGAAAUACCGGAUGCUGAUGCUGAAAAACUCAAUACACCACGUGAUAUGUUGAAUUAUAUACAGAUUAAGGAGGAAGUUUAUUCCGAACUUGAACAUCAUGAUGAUCAUCAUACUGAAGGCCAUCAUUGAUUUUUUUCCAAUGCAACCAAUGAAAAUUAGGCAAUCAUU
Messenger RNA from Dermatophagoides farinae (American house dust mite), 786 nucleotides. RefSeq lists its product as uncharacterized. Gene Ontology annotation, biological process: fatty acid biosynthetic process. The record is from RefSeq and is a predicted model, not a curated record. Gene Ontology annotation, molecular function: acyl binding; acyl carrier activity. NCBI's taxonomy places the organism in Eukaryota, Metazoa, Arthropoda, Arachnida, Sarcoptiformes, Pyroglyphidae. Gene Ontology annotation, cellular component: mitochondrion; respiratory chain complex I.